UCUCUCUCUAUUUAUCCUUCCCGCGAACAGUUCGGUUAUUUCCUCCGACUUUCUAUCGACAGUUAGCCUCAAAUAAAGUCUUCCAUUCCAAAAGAGUCAACAGAAGGAAAGGGCCCCCUUCGUUUCGUCAAUUGGUCCCUCUCCAUCGAUUUUGUAGUUUGCUUGAGAUACAUAGAAAAAUAAACAAGCCUUGUUCGUUUUUGUUAAUAUGGUGCUUUGAUCCCUUCUCUUGCAAGAUUCCUCUGUGUUAAUUCUCCAGAAAUUUGGUUUUGUUUGUCUCGAAGAUUGAUCUCUAGAGAUUCACUGUCAUGGCCGGGCGUUACGAUCGGAAUCCAUUCGACGAUGAAGAAGUCAAUCCGUUUGCGGAUCCAGCUGUUAUGGGGAAAUCUGGACAGUCAAAUUAUGGUGGAGGUGCAUUUUAUACCACAAAUCCUGGAAGUGUUCCUCCUGCCACAAACUCAAGGCUUUCACCUCUUCCUCCUGAGCCUGUAGAUUUCAGCUAUGAUCGUGGAGCAACAAUUGAUAUUCCUCUUGAUACAGCAAAGGAUUUAAAAAAGAAGGAAAAGGAGCUUCAAGCCAAGGAAGCUGAAUUGAAGAAGAGAGAACAGGAACUGAAAAGGAGGGAGGAUGCUGCAGGACGAGCUGGUAUUGUCUUAGAGGAGAAAAAUUGGCCUCCAUUUUUCCCCAUUAUUCACCAUGAUAUAGGAAGUGAAAUACCAAUCCACCUGCAGAGGCUGCAGUAUAUUGCGUUCACAACAUUGUUAGGGUUGGUAGCAUGUCUAUUAUGGAAUAUUGUAGCUGUUACCACAGCGUGGAUCAAAGAAGAAGGUGUGACCAUCUGGCUCCUUUCCAUUAUAUACUUUAUAUCAGGAGUGCCAGGAGCCUAUGUACUGUGGUACCGUCCUCUUUAUCGUGCUAUGAGGACUGAAAGUGCAUUGAAGUAUGGGAGGUUUUUCCUAUUCUAUGCGCUUCACAUUGGGUUCUGCGUAUUUUCUGCAGUUGCCCCUCCUAUUAUUUUCAAGGGGAACUCUCUCACGGGUAUCUUGCCAGCAAUUUCUUUUCUCAGCAGCAAUGCUUUGGUUGGGAUUUUCUAUUUCAUUGGAUUUGGAUUCUUCUGCCUUGAAUCAGUGAUCAGCUGCUGGGUUAUUCAGCAAGUAUACAUGUAUUUCAGAGGUAGUGGCAAGGCUGCAGAGCUGAAGCGGGAUGCUGCAAGAGGAGCCAUGAGGGCAGCACUAUGACAUGGCAUUAUGGAAUGGUGAAUGAUAGAGAUGGAUGGACGACACUGGAUGUGGGGAAACCGUGGAAGAAAUAGGGAAAUUUGCUACCUUAGCUGGAAAAUUUAGCACAGAUGUUUCAUAGCCUUUUAAAGCCCAUUGUUUAUGCCGUUUGUCAGGGUAUUGUAAGAAGACGACUUUGAUGUACAAAGAAGAGGUAGGACAAAGCAUAUCCGAAUGAAGACUUGGUGUGAUUUUGUUAGAGGGUGCAGCUUCUUUGAAGUCAAUUCUUUUUACGUUUAAUCUAGUAUUUGAUUCUGUAUGUAGCGUGUUGAUGCUCUUUUUCCUGUUGAUUAUUUACUUGGACAAUGUAUCAUGUUGGCGUAGAGAGGUAUUACUAGCCUUGUAAAUUUGGGGAACAAUCAAUUCUUUGUCUGGUCUCUUCGGAGACAUCUGAUAAAAUUGGAACUUUAUAGCUCCAUUUGUUUU
Messenger RNA from Macadamia integrifolia, 1703 nucleotides. RefSeq names its product secretory carrier-associated membrane protein 1-like. The coding region runs from base 309 to 1238 and encodes 309 amino acids. Lineage: Eukaryota; Viridiplantae; Streptophyta; Magnoliopsida; Proteales; Proteaceae. The transcript has 13 exons. The record is from RefSeq and is a predicted model, not a curated record. Gene Ontology annotation, biological process: protein transport. Gene Ontology annotation, cellular component: recycling endosome membrane; trans-Golgi network membrane.